AUGGCGUCCUCCUACCCAAUCCUCCCAGAGAAGCUCCUCCUCAUCUCCCUAAAGAUGUACUUUACCCCAGAUCGCACACUCACCUACCUCCGCGACCUCCUCAACCCAUCCAACGAGAUCGUCCACCCAGCAAACCGAGACAAACUUCUCCUGGCUCUAAUCCCAGACUUCCUAACCAUCUGGCCCUGCUCCCAAAUCCUGAAAGAGUACGACACCAACCUCACCAACACCGGAACCCCAUCCCAACCCCCCUUCCUCCUCGGAGCACAAGACUGCUUCUGGGAAUUGCAAGGCGCAUACACAGGCGAAGUCUCACCAGCCUCAAUCCGCGCACUGGGCUGCUCAAUCGUCGAACUAGGCCACGCCGAGCGCCGCGCCAUCUUCAACGAAUCAGACGAGCAAACCGCCCGAAAAGCAGCCGCAACCUGCUCCCAGCACAUGGUCCCGCUCGUCUGCGUUGGCGAAGUGACCGCGCCAGGUCCCAUCGCCUCCGAAGCAGUCGGCCAGGCUGUGACCGAGUGUGCGGUGCUGGUGCGCGCAGUGCUGGCUGCUAUCCCGGAUGACGCGCCCGUUAUCUUCGCCUACGAGCCUGUCUGGGCUAUUGGCCAGCCGAAGCCGGCGGGUGUUGAUCACGUUGCUGCUGUUGUGCAGGGUAUCCGUGCUGUUAUUGGUGUCCGGCCUGGUUCGGCGCGUGUCUUGUAUGGGGGCAGUGCGGGGCCCGGUCUUUGGGGGGAAGGUGGGCUUGGUCGCGCUGUUGAUGGGAUGUUUUUAGGCAGGUUCGCGCAUGAAAUUCAGGGUGUGAGGGAAGUUGUCCGUGAGGUGGAGGAGACGCUGAAUUUGCCGUGA
This is a messenger RNA of Penicillium egyptiacum, 846 nucleotides long. The record is from the annotation of a GenBank genome assembly. Lineage: Eukaryota; Fungi; Ascomycota; Eurotiomycetes; Eurotiales; Aspergillaceae.